Molecule: messenger RNA, 1725 nt
Organism: Trematomus bernacchii (emerald rockcod)
Lineage: Eukaryota; Metazoa; Chordata; Actinopteri; Perciformes; Nototheniidae
Gene: cdc20
Product: cell division cycle 20 homolog
Exons: 11
Coding region: 129-1619 (496 amino acids)
Biological process (GO): positive regulation of anaphase-promoting complex-dependent catabolic process; positive regulation of ubiquitin protein ligase activity; anaphase-promoting complex-dependent catabolic process
Cellular component (GO): anaphase-promoting complex
Molecular function (GO): protein binding; anaphase-promoting complex binding; ubiquitin ligase activator activity
Source: RefSeq, a predicted model, not a curated record
CAGGGAUUUAAACCGUGUGUCGUCAUCGUCCCGACAUUCAAACUUUAGAAAGAAACGAGAGAGGAACAACAGAGUUUGGUGCAGCAAAGUCAACGUUUCAUUUAAGAGGCUGUGAACACCUGGAUAAAAUGGCGCAGUUCGGGUUUGAGAAUGACAUCCACAGUAUCCUGAAGCUGGAUAUGCCCAUCACAAACGCUCCCAUGGCAAGGUGGCAGAGGAAGGCCAGCUCUUCUAACGCCUCUGCGCUGUCGCCUGGCAAGUCUGCCAAUGUGUCUCUUAGUACAACAAAAACGCCUAGCAAAACACCAGGCAAAAAUAAAAAACAAACACCCUCUAAGAUGGGAGGCGACCGCUUCAUACCUACCAGAAACAGCAAACAAAUGGAUGUUGCAAGCUUUCUGCUCGCUAAGGAGAAUGAAACUGUGGACACAAACGAACACAAUGCAACAUCGGAAAACCAAAAGGCCAUGUCGAUGUCACUAAACGGAUACAACAUUGAAGAGGCAAAGAUCCUGCAUCUUGGAGGGAAGCCGCUGAAUGCUCCAGAAGGGUAUCAAAACAACUUGAAAGUGCUUUACAGUCAGGGUGCAACACCUGCCUCUGUCAAAAAGACACGGUACAUUUCUUCAACUCCUGACAGAAUCUUGGAUGCUCCUGAGCUUCGUAAUGAUUUCUAUUUGAAUUUGCUUGAUUGGAGCAGUUGCAAUGUUUUGGCUGUGGCGCUUCAUAACUGUGUUUACCUGUUGGAUGCCUCUCAAGGAGAGAUCACUCUUCUCAUGAAGCUGGAACGUGAGGAGGACUACAUCUGCUCACUGUCCUGGACCAAAGAGGGAAGCUACCUCGCUAUUGGAACCAGUGACUGCCAAACUCAGUUAUGGGAUGUUUACAACCAGAAGCAUCUCCGCAGCAUGGCCAGCCACACGUCCAGAGUUGUGAGCCUGAGCUGGAAUGACCAUGUUCUCUCCAGUGGCUCAAGAUCAGGACACAUCCACCAUCAUGAUGUGAGGGUGGCAAACCACCACAUUGCGACUCUCACUGGUCACUCACAAGAAGUGUGUGGGCUGCAGUGGUCCCCUGAUGGGCGAUACCUGGCCAGUGGGGGCAAUGACAACAUGGUGUACGUUUGGCCCCGUGUGCAGGAUGGCCCCGCCAACCAGGCCGUCCGCUGCUGGGAUGAACAUCAAGGAGCUGUUAAGGCUUUGGCCUGGUGUCCGUGGCAGCCAAACAUCCUGGCAUCUGGAGGUGGAACCAGUGACCGUCACAUUCGCAUCUGGAAUGUAAACAGUGGCUCCUGCAUCAGUUCGCUUGACACUCAGUCCCAGAUUUCAUCCCUGGUGUUCGCACCAAACUACAAGGAGCUGGUCUCCGCCCAUGGAUAUGCCCACAACAAUGUCGUUAUCUGGAAGUACCCCUCUCUAACAAGGGUUGCAGAACUCAAUGGCCACGAGGAUAGAGUUCUCAGUUUGAUUCUGAGCCCAGACUUCUCCACCGUUGCGACUGUUGCUGGAGACGAGACCAUCCGUAUGUGGAAGAGCUUUGAACUGGAUCCUAUUAAGAAGAAGGCCAAAGAGAGGCUGGCCAAAUCAACUAGCGGUGUCAUUCACCAGUCUAUCAGAUGAUGUGCUUUGUUUUAUGAAAGGAUUUUCUGUCCAUGCCGGUUGAGUUAUGCGCAACUGUUUUUAUUUCGUCCAUAAUAAAGAUAUCUACCCAGUGUUUUAGCUGUAA